Haemonchus placei is the source of this 1101-nucleotide messenger RNA. Lineage: Eukaryota; Metazoa; Nematoda; Chromadorea; Rhabditida; Trichostrongylidae. The record is from the annotation of a GenBank genome assembly.
AUGGCACCCAGAGGAGAGUUCAUCGAAUACAAGAGGCUGUUCGCGCUUAUUCAAAAGACGAGACAACCUGAAGUCAGCGAAGAAACCAUACCUGAGCUCCUCACACCGCUAAACAUCGAUGACGGUCAAUUCACAUUCAAAUCGAGCACAAGCCAGGAAAAUCGCCAGAUCUGCCGAGCUCAGGUUAUGAAAGAGAUCGAAGUGAUGCUUAUGCGGAACCCCGAACUCUCUUUGUCUUUGGAUCGACUAAGAACAGCCACAACUCACAAGGUGAUCGAGCUGUGCGAAUUCAACAUGCUCCUCGAAAUGUACGGUCUUGAAGAAGCAUUCCGGCCAUUCCAUCAACGUCUCGUUUCCAGUUUCCUCACACAUGACAAUAAAAUUCAUUUUUCCGCCUUUGUCGGAUGUUUGGCGCUUGUUCAACCUCCAAUACGACAAUCUGCUCCGGCUGCUCCUAUUGCACCAUGGAACAAAGCUCCCUUAGGUCCGAUUACGGCGAAGCGGAAAACUAGUCAACAUGGCUCCGAUCCUCUCGAGAGUUUGGCUCGUGUAUGGUCAUGUUCUCGAUGUGGUUGGCUUCUGGGACUUAUACAUAUCAUUCUGGGAGUGUUAAUCACUUUGUUCGAUUUGCUUACCAGCCCCGUCACCGACAAUUCUUAUGUGAUCUCUGCUGCUAUUCUCUACAUCAUUUGCGGAAUAUUAUGCCUUAUCGCGACAAGGAGAGUAGAUCGAUGCACUCAACUUCUGUUGAUGGUUUUCGCAUCUGCGACAUUACUCAUUUCAACGGCAAUCUUCAUCGAAUGUGCCGUCAUUCUGAACAGCACAUGCCGUACGGAACACUGUGAUGAGCAGCAACUCGUCAUGCAUUCCAUCCUAGUCUUCAUCAGUCUCAGUGAAUUUCUAACCAGCUACGCCACUCUCAUCGUCUCGUUCCGUUCUCUGUAUGGUGCAGUUGCGGUCAAUCGUGCUAAUUCGCCGUACAGUACCCUUAUCAUCGGCGACUACAAUAAGUUGAAGAGGCCGGCCCGUAUUAUCAAGCCACGAUUUUACAACAGACCUCCAAAGUCCGAUGAGCCGAUGACAUCCAUUGCAAAAUAUUGA